GGAAGGCUCCCUUUCCCUUCUUGGCCCGCCUCCCGCCUCCGGUCUGACAUGAGAAACGGCCUCUUGCAUCUCGCUUUCCAACCUGGGAGCAAUCGAAGGGCUGCGGCAGACACAAAGGCUGCAAGGCGCUGGAGCUGGAUUCGGAAACCAAAAUGGAGGAACAGGAGCCUGCAGGACCCGAACCACGGGAGACUUUGGAGGGGGGAGCCCGAGACCUUCAUGUCGUUCAGGUCGGGGCCACCGGGGAGUUGAUGGAAGGGGCCACACCUCAGCAGUUUAAACGGGAGCCGGAGGACCAUUGUUGGGAGUCCCAGUUGCAGGACUUCUUGAAGGCAAUGCAGCCCUCCCGUUCGGGAUGGAGGAACCCCCAACCACCUCAGUAUUCACUAGCAGAAGACACCAAGUAUUUCCAGACCUCCUUCAAGGGAGGGGCUGAAGGUGGCCGGUGGCCUAAGGUCGAGUGCAUGGACCAGAGCCCACCGGGCCUCAGUGGAGACAACAGCAAGGCCUACGAGAGCAGCCAAGAGUCACCGGUGAAAGUGAAGGAGGAGGUUCUGGAUGAGGAUCUGGUCAAUGUCGAGAUGAGACGGCAGCGCUUCCGCCUCUUCUGCUAUGAGGAGGCCGAGGGGCCCCGAGAUGUUUGCAACAAGCUCUGGGAACUUUGCCACCAGUGGCUGCGGCCGGAGACUCACAGCAAGGAGCAGAUCCUGGAAUUCCUGAUCUUGGAGCAGUUUCUGACUGUCCUGCCUCCGGAAAUGCAGAGCUGGGUGAAGGACCAGGGCCCCGAGACUUGCACCCGAGCCGUAGCCCUGGCAGAGCGGUACCUGCAAGAGUCUGAGGAACCCGAACAUAAGCUGUCAGGCUCCUUGGAGAAGCCAUUUAACUCUCCCAUGUCAGAUCAUUCGCCAGCUGCUGUCCUGAAGAUGCAGCUCCCCUUGGAGGAGAAACAGGAGGAUGACUGGGAGGCCACCUUGUCUGGCAACGAGCAAGUGCAAGAUGACGACGAAGAGGAGUCAUCCUUUCAGGCCGAUCGGCCUGAUCAAGUGGGUAUUGGUGGGGCAUCGCUGGAAAGAGCCAAAGGGAAAGGUUUCCAGGGCCUUGAGAUGGACGGGAAGACUGAAAGUCGCCAGGGGCCAGAAGUUCACCAGGAAAGCCCUCCUGGGAAGGCCGCCAAGCUUCCUGAGGAAGGCGAGAGGGGCUUACGGGAAGGUUCCUCCCAGGAGGGAACCCACAGGCACGCUGACUCGGGGGAAAGCUCCUGCCAGAGCUUUGGCCAUCAGGAAAUGCAGCCAAUUGAAAAGCCCCACAAAUGCUCCUUUUGUGGGGCAAGCUUCUACGAGAGAACCCACCUGGUGAUCCAUGAGAGGAUCCACACCGGGGAGAAGCCCUACAAGUGCUCGGUGUGCGAGACCUGGUUCUCGCACCCCUCUGAGCUCAUGAGGCACGAGGAAACCCACAUGCCCGAGAAGCCUCACAAAUGCGCGGUCUGCGGGAAGAGCUUCAACCAGAAAGCCUCCCUGAUCACCCACGAGAGGACCCACACGGGGGAGAAGCCAUACGAGUGCUCCGAGUGCGGGAAGAGCUUCAGCACCAGCUCCCAGCUCAUCACGCACAAGAGGGUCCACACAGGGGAGAAGCCCUACAGCUGCUCGUACUGCGGCAAGAACUUUAACCAGAAAGCCUCCCUCAUCACACACAAGAGGACCCACACGGGAGAGAAGCCCUACGAGUGCACGCUGUGCGGGAAGAGCUUCAGCGCUUGCUCGCAAAUCAUCAAUCACAUCCGGGUGCACACCGGAGAGAAGCCCUACGAGUGCUUGGAGUGCGGGAAGCGCUUUGGGAGCAGCUCCCACCUCACCGACCACAAGAGGACCCACACGGGCGAGAAGCCGUACAAGUGCCCCGACUGUGGCAAGAACUUCAGCCGGAGCUCCAACCUGACGGCGCACAGCCGGAUCCACACGGGAGAGAAGCCAUAUAUAUGCUCAGGGUGCGGCAAGAGCUUCCGGCAGAAAGCGUCCCUCAUCACACACAAGAGAACCCACACGGGAGAGAAGCCUUUCGAGUGCUCUGAGUGCGGCAAGAGCUUCAUCUCGAGCUCUCGCCUCGUCAGCCAUAAGCGGGUACACACGGGGGAGAAGCCCUACGAGUGCUUGGAGUGCGGGAAGUGCUUCAUUUCCAGCUCCCACCUCCUAAGUCACAAGAGGGUCCACACGGGAGAGGAGCCAUAUAAAUGCGCAUAAGAGUGGGAGAGGCUUUGGUCAUUAGGCUGGCCCUCCUGAUGGGGCCACUUCACCCAUCGCCCCGGCCAGGAAUCUUGUAAAUCAGGGAUGGCCUUAGCUUCUGUAAUAUCGAGGGCCGUUUUUAUUCUCCACACAUAACAUUAAGGCGCGGAAUCUCUCUUACAGUUUAAAAAGAAGACACGUAUAUUUUUCUCUCCAUAGGUAUAAAUUUCCUCCAAAGGCUGGUCAUCCAUCCUGGCUGUUAAGGCUUGCUGAUGUGAUGGGCAUCAACAUGGCUAGGCCUGUGGUUUGUGCAGAUCUCCCAGCCUCCCAGCCCAUGAGGAGUGUUCAAGUGUGGCACAUGUGCAUGCUGCAUUCCCCACCUCCAUCCCCCAUACAUAAGGGGAGAUGUGCACAUUCGGCUAGAAGGACCCGUGGUCUGACUUGGCACAAAGGCAGCUUUGUUCUUAUGGUGCCUGCCUCCUGCCUGUGAUUCCCAGCUAGGAAACUCUGCGGACCAUCCCUGAGGUCAAGGGACGGGCCGUGGCUCACUAGCAGUACACAAGCUAUGCAUGCACAAGGUUCCAGACUCAGUCCCCACAGCCUCCAGCUAGGGCUGAGAGAAUCCUGUGCCUGGAACCAUAGAGAGCUGCUCACAGUCAGUGUAGAAAGUUCUGAGCCACAGGGACCUGCAGGUUGACCAUAUAAGGUAACUUCCUGUGUUCUGAUGACUCGCUUUGGGUCAGGGAUGGGGCCCUCUGGAUGUUGCUGAACUGCAACUCCCAUCAGCCUUCUCUGCUGGCCAUGUCAGCCAGAGCCAAUGGCUGUUGGGAGUCAACAACAUCUGGAAGUUCCCUGUCCCUGCCGCAGAGAAUAGCCAAGGUGGAGGGUGGGCAUGGAGAUGAGCAAUUCAGAAAUUAGAAGCUCUUCCAAGGCAGUGUCUCUCAAGGCAGCUUUCCAUUAUGGAAACCUGUCCAGAGCAACUCGUCCACUGAAGUAGCCCUGAGCGGUCGCCACCACAAAAUGGGAGCGUGUUGCAGAGGAUUCUGGGAAAUUUAUCAUGACAUACACCCACCCACACAUAGUUUGCAUGGAAACACCUGCCUGGGCCUCUUGGGCCUCUAAAUUUGUCCCCACCUUGACGCCCAACGGUGUCUUUCAAUACAUCCAACCCACUCUUAUAGAUGACCAUUUCAUUGGUUUUGAGAACAUUGGUUGCAUUGUGGUGGCCUUGCUUUCCUUUCAGAGGACAGCUUGUCCUCCAUUUCCUUUCUUCCCUUCUGAGAAAUUGCCAAGCUUUCCCAUUCGCACCCCAGGAUGUAGUUUGAAAACACUUCUAAUAACUCUGUCCUCCUUCCCUCGUCAUUGGAAAGCUGACAGGGUGUAGAUUUGUAGAAGCAAAAGUAUUUUAUGGGAUGGCAGGAGACCUGUAUAACUGUUAUUCUCCUCUGCCACCCAACCACUGCGCCACAAGUUUCUUGCAGGCAAACGAUCCUCUGCUGCAAAUUCAUCCAGUCCCACUGUGUUUUACCACCUCUAGCCUGUGACGUGUGGCCCUAUUUUUGUCCCCCCGCCCCGAGUGAAUCUAGGGCAAGCUCACCUCUGCCCUUCAUUUUUUUUGCCUGGGUGGGUGGGGAUAUUUGCAUGCAUGCUGCACUGACCUCCUCUGAGGAGGGCCUGACCAAAUAGUCAGGGCCAUGAACUAAGCAUAUGUUGCAGGUAGAGCACCGCAAAUGGUCCCCUCCCCGCCCAGAAAUUGGACAUAAAGCACUAGACGGAUCAUCCUUUAACUGCUUUCAAGGUCACAGCGGAAGUGCCUGCUCCCAGUCUUAACAUGGAAUCAUAGAAUUGUAGAGUUGGAAGGGACCCCAAGGGUCAUCUAGUCCAACCCCCUGCAAUGCAGGAAUGUUGAGCUCUUGCUGCUCACUUGCUUGACCUGACUAAUUCAAGCCUCUUUCCAGACCCAUUGUAUUAAUCAGCUAAGGGAAUCUAUAGUUUCAUAGAGCAAGGGUGGGUAACCUCAGCCCCUGGGGUCCAGAAUGCGGCCUUCCAGACCCAUUUGCCACUAGUUUGAAGUUCGUGGGAGGCUGUCCAUGAGGGACUGUGGCCUCUGGCUGAGAAAGUUUCC
This is a messenger RNA of Lacerta agilis (Sand lizard), 4350 nucleotides long. Its product is annotated as zinc finger protein 436-like. The record is from RefSeq and is a predicted model, not a curated record. Lineage: Eukaryota; Metazoa; Chordata; Lepidosauria; Squamata; Lacertidae. Gene Ontology annotation, cellular component: nucleus. Gene Ontology annotation, molecular function: DNA-binding transcription factor activity, RNA polymerase II-specific; RNA polymerase II transcription regulatory region sequence-specific DNA binding. The transcript has 4 exons. The coding region runs from base 153 to 2243 and encodes 696 amino acids. Gene Ontology annotation, biological process: regulation of transcription by RNA polymerase II.